CUGCCGCCGCCUCCGCCAGAGUCGUCGCGCCUCUGGCUCGACACGCGCCGCUGCUCCUCCUCCGACGCCGCGCUCAUCCGAGCUGCCUUCGACCUGCCGCAGCCCUGCACUGACCCCUUCUCGCUGUGGCAUCCGGCCCGCUUCGAAGACUUCUUCGAGCCGCGUGACGCGGAGUCACUUGGGUGUGCGGAGCCGCCAGCAGGGGCUUGGGGGCAGAGGGGCUCGCUCGGCGGCGCCGGAAUCCCCGACGGCCGACCCGUCACGCUGCUGGUCUGCCACCUCCUCGUGAUCGAGAAUCCAGGCUGGCGGCCCUGGGCUCGCUCGGCCGGGCUCGGUCGCGGCAGCAAGCAGCGGCGGCGGGGCAAGCUCGAGAGCAAGCGCACGCUCGACAUGCAGCCGCCCGGCGUCCUCUCGGAGCAGCUCGCCGUCGUCGUCGUCGGCGACGACCUCCUAGUCUCCGCCGUCCGCUCCGCGCGCAGCGGGAGCCGGCUCGACGAGCUGCUGUCCGAGCAGCGCCGCUGCUUGCAGGAGCGGCUGCAGGAGCGGCGGCACUCCACCGGCGCCCGCUUCCUCUGCUGGAGCCUUGCCGACGCCGUCGUCCGUGAGCUGGGCUACGCGCAGGUCGUCCUCAACGAGUGGGUCGAGGAGCUCGACGAUGCAAUCACGACACGCCCGAUCAGCGACCACGCGCAGCACCUGCACGACCUCCGCACUGUGCUCGAGAAGGUGGUUCGCGCGACGGCGCCGCUGGUGCAGGCGCUCGAGGACGGGGCUGGCCAGCCAGCAGCGACGCCGGCGCACUUGUGGCAGUCGCUGAGGGGCGAGCUGGCGGCGGUCAACUCGGAGAUCCUCUCGCUGCAGACGAGGGUGGCGUCGCUGCAGCAGUACUUUCGGCAGGCGGUGGAGGAGCGGCACUCGCGCGUGCUGUACGUGCUCACGCUGGUGACGGCGCUCUUCGUGCCGCUCCAGUUCCUGACGGGCGUGUGGGGCAUGAACUUCCGGGUCAUGCCCGAGCUCGAGUGGGAGUACGGAUACGAGAUGUUCUGGUGCUGCGAGCUGCUCAUCGCCCUGCUCGUCUUCAUCUUCUUCCGCGCCUCGGGCCUCCUACAGCUGAGCUGACGCACCGCUUUUCCUUGGACUUGGAGCAGUUGGCAGCCUCACACCCAGGGCCGGGGGCUAAGAAGCGCGCACCCAGUUGGCCAGAUGAUUGGUAUCGGGCUACGGGCAAGAGAGCCCUGACCCCUAGGGCUAGUUCCAUUUCACUCUCUGACACGCUAAUCUUG
Messenger RNA from Emiliania huxleyi CCMP1516, 1283 nucleotides. RefSeq lists its product as hypothetical. Gene Ontology annotation, cellular component: membrane. The record is from RefSeq and is a predicted model, not a curated record. Bases 391 to 1119 code for a protein of 242 amino acids. Gene Ontology annotation, molecular function: cobalt ion transmembrane transporter activity; magnesium ion binding; magnesium ion transmembrane transporter activity. Lineage: Eukaryota; Haptophyta; Isochrysidales; Noelaerhabdaceae. The transcript is spliced from 14 exons. Gene Ontology annotation, biological process: metal ion transport; transmembrane transport.